Prunus armeniaca (apricot) is the source of this 573-nucleotide messenger RNA. NCBI's taxonomy places the organism in Eukaryota, Viridiplantae, Streptophyta, Magnoliopsida, Rosales, Rosaceae. The record is from the annotation of a GenBank genome assembly.
AUGAGUAAAGAGACGCUGCGAGUCGUUUUAGAGAUAAUCGAGACUGUGAUGAAAAAAAGCGAUGCUCUGUCUGGCGCAACUGAUACUUUACCUCCCCUUAUGUCAAAUCUCAAGAUAGAGAAGAAAACAGACGACCCUUCUGGACUGCAGCAGGAGGAGGAGGAGGAGGAGGAGGAAGAGCAGGAUUCGAGCGAGUACGCCGAGUCUCUUCUUGGUUUUCUCCAUGAACCUACUGUAGAUUUUGUGAACGAAGCAUGCGACACGGAGGAGGAGCGUCAUAGGGCUAUGAAGUCCAUCUGCAGAUUGGUUGCAAGUCUUGAAUCGGAAGCUGCUCGUGAUCUUGAGGAAUUCGAGGCAUCCAUCCCUGAGAAUCCUCAAGAAUGGACACGAGAGAUGUCGGAGUAUAUGUACGAAAAGGAAAAGGAGGAGGUGAGGAAUUUCGAAGAGCAGCAGUUGGCUUUGGAGAAGAAGAAGCGGAUACAAAAGCGAUUGGAUAAAACAUAUCGAAGAAGACGGAAAAUUGCGAAGAAGACAAGUAAAAGAGAGAGAGAGUGCUCAAGUGGCUUGGCUUGA